Leptomonas pyrrhocoris is the source of this 1561-nucleotide messenger RNA. RefSeq lists its product as hypothetical. The transcript has a single exon. The record is from RefSeq and is a predicted model, not a curated record. Gene Ontology annotation, molecular function: monoacylglycerol lipase activity; short-chain carboxylesterase activity. NCBI's taxonomy places the organism in Eukaryota, Euglenozoa, Kinetoplastea, Trypanosomatida, Trypanosomatidae. Bases 212 to 1561 code for a protein of 449 amino acids.
AGUACCGUCGUUUAUUUCUUGAGAUUUACACUAUUUAUUUUUUGGGUGCAAGUUGUACUCACGAUUCGCUGAUAAAUAAAGUAAACCUAUUUAUGGAGUCCGGGAAGAUUCCCGGACCGGGCCACGCUCUCGCUCACUUAUAAAAUCGGCAUUUUUUUUUACCUCACAUAUUUUUCUUCUUUUGGAAAACAAGUUCUAAAUAUAUGACAUCAUGCUGGAGCGCAUAAUUUUGUUCAGCGUACAUUGUGUGCUGGAUCUCGUCUUCUACCGCAUUCCGCGAUGGAUUCACGCCGUGUUCGUUAAACUGCCCGUCACGCUGUGGCAGCUCCUCACGGGUCGCCGCCCCCUCACCUACGCCCCAAGCACGGAGCGCCACAUCGACGUCAUCACGUCGCAGUCCGACCCUACGGCUGGAGAAAAGGUGAUGGGACUCUUCGGCUUGCACACCGCCAUGACAUACAAUGGCCCACUGUACAGUGGCCACAUCCACACCGUCAUCGGCGCCGCCCGCACGAGUCGCCGCGUCGCGUACGAGCGAGAGCUGCUCAAGGCGGACGACACGAACCCUAUUUGCCUGGACUGGCUGAAAGUGCCGGAGCCGUCCCGCGCGAAGGGUAUUAUUCUCCUCAUCCCCGGUCUAGGAAACUAUGGGCAGUCCAACUACAUUCAGCGCUUUGCACGGUGCGCGGUGCGGCACGGCUACCACGUGUGUCUGCUAACCCCUCGUGGCAUGGGCUCCGCCCCGCUCACCACGCCCAACAUCACGUGCGUCACCUUCACCGCCGACAUUCGCCAUGCGCUGCGCCACCGGUUGCAGAAGGACAUACUGGAGAAGGAGUUCGGCGCCGCGCUGCCGCUCUUUGCGGUGGGCUACAGCUGUGGCGGCCUGACGCUCAUCAAGUGUGUCGCCGAGGAGACGGCGGCCCACAAGGCGAGCAAUGGCACCCUCUACGCGAGCGGCUUUCCGAUUGAGGCGGUGGUGUCGAUGAUCGCGCCAAAUGACACGUACGUCUCCGCCGAGAUGCUGCGCACACGCAUGGGCAAGCUGCUGUACGCGAAACCCAUCUUUGCGGCCCUCUGCAAGUAUCUGCGCAAGCACCGCAAAACGCUGCAGUCUGCUUCGGAAGGAAAGACGGAGAAGGAGAAGAAGCAGCUGCCUCUAAUUCAUACGGACUUUGACGCGGCCAUGAAGCUCAUUCACGAGCCGACGGAUGUUGACAUACACGUGGUGGCCACCCACUUCGGCUACCCAGACCGCUUUGCCUACUACAAGGACAGCGACUCGUUGCAGUACGUGGAGAAGAUCCACGAUGUGCCGCUGCUCUGCCUCAACACUCGCGAUGACCCGAUCGUCGGCUACGCCGUGACAAAGGCGGCGUGGCAGGCGGCGUGCAACCUGAACAGCAACACCGUGUACGUGGAGGUGCCCACCGGCGGCCACUUCGGCUUUGUGCAAAAUUCGUUGCAAGAGUGGAUGCACCCCUUCAGCUUCCUUCAGACAUUCCCGCUCACUGCGUUGGAUCACGUAGUGGCCUCGCGUCAGAGCAAAAAACAGCAGUAG